CAUUACAACACGUGUUACUGUUGAUCCUCCUGGUAAAUGAUUUAUCACACUGAUAAAUGACUCAUUCCGGAAGUGACAAGUACAAUGCGGGCUUGUGAAUAAAGUUUACUGGUCAUUCGCGUCUCACUCAGGGAGGAUGCCAGAUCUUCAGGACAUUUCCAACGCUAUAUCAGAGCUGCAGCCUGAAGCCAUCACUGAUAUUGGUGUGCUUGCAUCCAAGAAAGACCCUCCAGCAGACUACAAUGUUGUUGCACAAACAACAGAUGGCUUCGACGCCAACCUUUGGAAGGACAGCAUAUUCAAAUCCAAGGUCACGCGCUAUCUGUGUUUCAGCCGAGCCUCGAAAAAUAAGCAAUUAUGCAACGUAGUGGUGGACAUGAAGCUGAUGGACUUGAGAGAAACUCUGCCCGAGGGCUUCACUUCAAUUCAAGACACCAUGGAUAGCCAGGAACAGGCUUUGAAGAAGGAAAGGUUGUGUGUCAAGUUGGUCCCCAGACACACUACUGAUACGGCUAUAUGUGAUCUGAUCAUCCAGGGAAAAUCCAAGCAUGGUCUUGCUAACUACACAUAUAUAGGAGAGAUCAAUAGUUUGGGGAUUUGGUGUCAGUUGGGAAAAAUCACUAAGUUGAAGGACGCAGCAAACAAAACCUCGUCUGCAUCUACAAACACUUCUGAUGUUGCCAGACAAUUCCCUGUGUCUCCAGCAUCUAGUCCUACCAAAAAGAACAUCGUCAGACCGGAUUAUGAACACCACAUCCCCAACCUUUACACCAAAUCAGCCUUGGAUGAUAUACCAUUUACGAUCUCUAAAAAAUGUGUCUCCACAUCCAGAGAUGAAAUACAGCCAGUCCAUUUAAUGGGCAUUACCAUAAAAUCGCCACAAGAGAUUGAGGAGGAAGCUGUAACCCAUCUUUCAGGCUGACCUUUGAUGAAGUCGACCGUGGCCAUAAAUCCUGUGCAGAAUCCACUCACACCUUCAUGUUUCAAUCCUGUUACUACAUUUGACCAUUCAGGGGUUUAAAACCACAGCCUUUAAUAGCCAAGCAGAUGGACCUGUAAAUGGUGGCCAUGAUACAGCUACAAAUCUUUUAAGUUUAUGUGCAUAUGGUAUGAAACAUGAAAAAGUUCCUUACAGUUCUGAUGUUACAUGCUAAUGUUGUGAUUGUUACAAAUUGGGACAAAUCUCCAGAACUCAUCUUAUUUUACUUUAGCACACUCGAUAUCGAUAACAUUCACUUUUGAUUUCUCUUAAAUUCAGAUUCUUAGUAAAUUUGUCUUACAACAUGAAACAGAGAUUAACUUCUCCGCUCCAGGUCAUUAUUUAUCCGUGAUGUUACACACACAGGGAACGGAUCAGUGCUUGGACCGGUUUCAGUGCUCUGAAAGUCAGUUUUUCUCUCAUGGGAUACAUGGAGACCCCUGGGUCAGCACAUGCAGGGAGCACCGAAUGUGCUGUUAGAGAUGAGGGGGUGCUGGAUAGAUUAGAAAUGCUAGCUUUUGACAGACGCUGCACAGAUCUUCAUCUGCAGAUCCAGCCAGCUGAGAAACAUCUGGAGGGAUGCCCACUCAGAUACAGACGUUGAGAGCUGUGUUCUGAGUUUCCUUUAUAGCACGCCAAUGACCAGUGAAGUUGUGUCAUGUUUGUUGAUUUACAGUAAGUGGCUUUUUGACGU
This is a messenger RNA of Misgurnus anguillicaudatus (oriental weatherfish), 1673 nucleotides long. The record is from RefSeq and is a predicted model, not a curated record. NCBI's taxonomy places the organism in Eukaryota, Metazoa, Chordata, Actinopteri, Cypriniformes, Cobitidae.